UAUAUAUCAUAUGGCAGUUAACAACAAGCGGCAUGUGAAUUUUCGACUCAUUCUUACUCGUUCAGAAGUAUCGUGUUUAUUCAAAUUAUCUACAUUCGUCUGUACUGCGUGCCAUCGGUUUGUUUGUUAUAUUUCAUUAUAAAUUGUAGUGUAAGUUUGCAAACAUUCCAUAGUUCUUAUAGAACAUUCUUAAGUUUACUUGUUUCAUAGUCGGUAUAAUUUACAUUGAGCAAAUAUUUUUGUUAAGUUGACGUUGUAUAGUUCUUCGAUUAUAUUGUGAUAAACUAUUGUUGGCAUUAUUUUAAUGCGUGAACAAUAAGAAAGAUUGGCAGCAAGUAUGCUGUAAAAAAUAUACAGCUAUUUCGAUUUCCGCACAUUAAAAUGAAUACUUUCGAGCAUUUUACAACAGAAAAAUAAGUUAUCAGCUACUUAUUUUGUCUCGUGUAACGUUCAAUUGUAUGAAAAAUUAUUCAUCUCAAGUCAACAAGAAAUCACUGUAAUCAAGGGAAAUGAGUUUAAAACUUCACUACGAUCUGCUGUCUCAACCAGCACGGGCUCUGUAUAUUUUUUUGAAAAGCUGCGACAUACCGUUCGAAUCAAACGUCAUCAAUUUAGCGAAACGCGAACACUUGCAGCCAGGAUACGAAAAAAUUAAUCCUCUUCGUAAAAUCCCUGCGCUGGAACAUAAUGGGUUCAAACUAACCGAGAGCGUGGCGAUUCUUCGAUACCUGUGCCGCGAAUUCAAAGUCGAUGAUCACUGGUACCCAAAAGAUUCCAGAGCCCAAGCCAGAGUGGACGAGUACCUGACCUGGCAACACUUAAAUGCACGACGUCCUCUUACUACGUACUUUCGGUUAAAGUAUUUACUACCACUUAUAACAGGAAAACCAACAAAAGCCGACAAGCUUUUGGAACUGGAAGGCGAGAUGAUUGAAAGUCUGGAUCUGUUUGAAAAUAUUUGGCUGAAAGAUAAACCUUUUUUGGCAGGGGAUAAAAUAAGUAUCGCUGAUCUCUUAGGCGCUAGCGAAGUUGAGCAGCCAAGAUAUGCUGGAUAUGAUCCUCGAGACGAUCGUCCCAAACUGACCGCGUGGUUGGAUCGAGUUUCCAGAGAAACUUCGCCUUUCUAUCAAGAAGCUCAUGCGAAUCUCAACGAAGUGGCUAACAAAUACGGAUAAAACAUUUUCAUUGAUGCAAUUUUCCGGGACUUGAGACAUUCGCGUAAUUCUUAAUAAAGCUUCGUUAAACAAA
This is a messenger RNA of Nasonia vitripennis (jewel wasp), 1248 nucleotides long. RefSeq names its product glutathione S-transferase T3 (gene GstT3). The transcript is spliced from 5 exons. NCBI's taxonomy places the organism in Eukaryota, Metazoa, Arthropoda, Insecta, Hymenoptera, Pteromalidae. Gene Ontology annotation, cellular component: cytoplasm. The record is from RefSeq and is a predicted model, not a curated record. Bases 510 to 1175 code for a protein of 221 amino acids. Gene Ontology annotation, biological process: glutathione metabolic process. Gene Ontology annotation, molecular function: glutathione transferase activity.